AUGCUUUUGAAAAAGGAGGCCGGCUACGCAUUCGAGCUAUCGCAACUCGACUACGCACCCACUCCCGAGGACGCCGAACAGGAGCGCCUCUUCGAGUCGGCCUAUCGCCACAACUAUGCCCUCUGUUUCGAGCACCAACGGCACGUUAACUACGUGAGCGCGGCCCAGCCCGACGGAGAGGAGGGUCCGAUGGUCGUCUCCAUUGAAUGCACGCCGCCGGCUGAAGCCACAGAUGACGAUGAACUACUACAAGUCCUCAUCCACUCCAAGAAGGGCUGGGAGCGGGACACGGUGUCGCGGGCCAGCGCCGAGGAGUGCGGCGGCGAACUGGAGGCCCUACGGCAGAAGCGACCCCACCUCGAGUCCGUGAGCUUCACACCACGCAUCGACGACGGCCUGAAGGAGCGGUUGGUUCGCUACGAGCAGCUCAUGAUCUCGCUGUGCCACAAGUUUGGCGUAUUGUACAGUACGGGCGGCCAAACCGAGGAACUGCAGAUUUACAACAACGAGCACGCCAGCCCAGCAUUUGAGGACUUCUUGGAAUUCCUCGGCAGCAAAGUGGAGCUGCAGGGGUUCACCGGCUACAGCGGCGGUCUCGACACCAAGAUCAACACGACGGGCACCCACUCCAUCUACACGCGGUUCGGUGAGGCGGAGGAACGUGAGAUCAUGUUCCACCCGCUCACCUAUCUGCCCUACUCCGCCGCCGACCCGCAACAGAUCGAGCGUAAGCGGCACAUCGGCAAUGACGUCGUGGUGGUGGUCUUCUGCGAGGCCAACAACGGAGCCCCGUUCUCGUCCUCCUCCAUCCAGUCGCAGCUCAACCACGUGUUCGUGAUCGUCUCGCCCGAGAACGUCGAUGGAGAGACCUGCUACAGAGUCGCCAUUUCGCGAAAGGAGGGGAUUCCUCCGUUCGGUCCGGCCUUGCCGCAAUCGGCCGUCAUCAAGCAGAACGAAGAGGGCAGGCAAUGGCUGCUCACCAAGCUGAUCAAUGCGGAGCGGGCCGCGUUCCGUUCGCCCAACUUCCAGCACAAGUUCGAGAACGUGCGCAAGUUCCAGUUGCAGUACAUCCUCCAGGGGGCCAAGCUGCCCGACGAAUGGGAGCACACCCUGCUCCUCCUCCAGCAACUCACCAAGUGUACGCAAAGCCUCGCUGCGCAGUGUGCCGUGCGUGCCGUGCCCGUCACACGCCAACAGCUGGAGCAUAUGCAAGGCCAACUCGAGACGGCCCUCAACGGCCGCAGCGAUGAUGGCGACGACACAACGGCGAGGCGACAGCGGCUGACGGCAGCCGAAUUCCAGCAGAUCUUCACGCACCUGUGCCCGAGCUGGAAGGGCCGCGAGAACGAGCCGGCCGUGCGGCGACUCUUCGACGACGCCAAGCUCAACGGCGCCCGCGACCGAGGGCUCCACUUUGUCGACUUUGCGCGCCUGCUCGACGCACUGGCGUUCGGCAGCGUCGACCGCCGGCUGGGCCUCCUCCGUCGCGCCCUGCUCGCAGCCGCCGCGCAUGGCGAACCCGGCGAACGGGAGGGCGGCGGCCUGCUCGAGGCCAUCGUGCCUGUCGACCUCCUCAACGACGCCCCUCGCCUCUCCUUCUCCGAGUUCAAGGCGAGAGCUGAGUCUGACGCUGCGUUGGUGGACCUGUUCACCGUGGAGGUGCCGGACGAAGGCAGAGGCCAGCUGUCCAUCGUACCCAACGGCUUCCAGGGCCGCCGCCCCUCCUGGUGGACCGAGGUCGUACGCGCUGCCGCCGCAGCCGCCACCGGUGAGCACCACGUGUCGGGCGAGGACGCGCAGCCCGGCGACUGGUGCGUGCUCUUCUGA
Molecule: messenger RNA, 1827 nt
Organism: Acanthamoeba castellanii str. Neff
Lineage: Eukaryota; Discosea; Longamoebia; Acanthamoebidae
Product: Rap/ranGAP
Exons: 12
Coding region: 1-1827 (608 amino acids)
Biological process (GO): regulation of small GTPase mediated signal transduction
Molecular function (GO): GTPase activator activity
Source: RefSeq, a predicted model, not a curated record